AGGCUAUCAUUUGAUACGCCGAGCUCUCCUCUCGCUAGAAAAGAAUGAACCUCCAGUCUAUACGGAAGGUCAGCACGCACUGCACUGGUGUUGAAUACCAGAUGAGACGGCUGGUUACAAGGCAAAGACAGCAACGCGCGGCGACUACACAAAAGCCCGAGAGUCACUCAUCAGCGCAUACUCCUGAACCACUCUCUCUGCCAUGCUGUGCGUGUGUGUCAUUUGCAGCAACCACUCAGUGGGAGCAACAAGAGCGUUCUUUUCGCAGCAGACGGGGAGAAAGCAGCCUGGGGGAGGGGUAGGUUGCGACAACUGAUUACAGCUCAUCGCAGUCUCCGUACUAGUGGAUGCAAUCACCGGGAAUUGCCACAUUGCACAAUGGGAGGAGUGUCAGGGAUGUCACCCACCGGAUUGCUCGUCAACGCUCGCUGAAAAAAAUUGUACACUCCAGUGUGCGGUGGGGGAAAAAAAAUCCUGGCUUUUGCUAUUGUUGCAAAGGUGUUCUGUUGUGAGGAAUUACUGCCAAUUUGUCACACCUAAAAAUCAACUCUUCUUUUCGUGAAACAUUAACUGGGAACAAUACGCCAUCGAUCGAUCGGGAAAGAGCAACGGAGGUCGGGAAUAUAAAACCGAGGUCUUAGCUUGAAGUGAUUCAAAGUUUUCUCAAGAAGGGGGAAAAACGCUUGUGUUCAAACAGUCACAUAUUGACGAUAGGAUACCGUUGGAGGUUCGUCUAGUCUGAUCACAUUCGACUGACACCAAAUCAACUUUUGACAUAGCUUUUUGUAGUUUUGAUUUGCGUCGACUUUUUGAACUCAAGACCAUAUAACGGUUGUUUACGUGUGCCGUGGAAUUUGGUUUACCUGUGCCGUUCGCAUGCAGUUGCCCAGGAGGGGUCAUGGUUACGCUGGAAAGGGGAAGGUUUCUGGUUUCUCAGCUCAUUUUGGUGUCAUUCAGCCCCGUGUGGGCGUGGCAUGAAUUAGACAACUCGCAGUUUCAUUGUUGGCCCCUCAUUAAUCCCGAUGCGAAGAACUAUCUCCAUGACUGCCAUGGCCUUACGAUGGCAUGGUUGGCGGACCCGCCCACCGAAGUCCGCAGUUCUGACAACUUCAUUGUGAAUUUCACCAUUCAAGUGACGGAUUCCUUCUUCGAAUGGGCGGUGAGAAACGACACGGACUACGCUAUAGAGUACAAGCCAGUGUUCCAUCCUGAUCUCAAAUUUAACAAUGGCUUGGAGGCGAGGCGGUGGUGUGUUCACAACCCGUGCCCUGCUCGCAAGUCGGAUGCAGAUCAGUACAAUUGUUGUUUUCACCACGUCAAUGUCCACUCGUGCCCUAAAGAUAAGGUAAGUAUCUCAACAGCGCUGUCAGUUCAUCGUUGUGUAUCAUCCUCGACUGCGUUCCAGCAAGUUACUCGUGUCAAAGGUGUAACAUUUGAUCAGAUUUCGGCAAUUCCAACAUUAUGUAAUGUCCGUGUCGGAGCUUUUAACAGAUCAGUGAAUAAACCUGAACUUGUAUUUUCAAAUCUUGUAUAUCCAUCAUCAUAA
Molecule: messenger RNA, 1546 nt
Organism: Patiria miniata (bat star)
Lineage: Eukaryota; Metazoa; Echinodermata; Asteroidea; Valvatida; Asterinidae
Exons: 4
Coding region: 899-1546 (215 amino acids)
Source: RefSeq, a predicted model, not a curated record